Messenger RNA from Dermatophagoides farinae (American house dust mite), 1471 nucleotides. It is a transcript of the gene parvin, whose product is annotated as beta-parvin. The record is from RefSeq and is a predicted model, not a curated record. Gene Ontology annotation, molecular function: actin binding. Gene Ontology annotation, cellular component: focal adhesion; cytoplasm; actin cytoskeleton. NCBI's taxonomy places the organism in Eukaryota, Metazoa, Arthropoda, Arachnida, Sarcoptiformes, Pyroglyphidae. Gene Ontology annotation, biological process: actin cytoskeleton organization; substrate adhesion-dependent cell spreading; cell projection assembly.
GAUGAGAUGAGAUGAUGAUGAUGAUCGUUGAUGGAUAUCGCCCAAAAAUCCUCCUAAUAUGGCAACCAUCUCUUUCCAUGUUAGGAUCUAUUUUUGAAUAUUUCUUCACAUCAUUUUUCUGUGUGUGUGUGUGUGUGUAGGAUUAUUCUGUUUAUUCAUUCGAAUGUUUCAACAUUUGUGAAAUUUUACCAUUCAUCACAUAUAUUCAAAAAUAAACGGCAGCUUUUUUUAAAAAAUAUUUGAUUGUUGAUCUGAACUAUAUCGAGAUGGCCACUCCAAGUCCACAACCACCGCAAACAAAUGGUAAAACUACACCAAAAUUAUUCGAAACAAUUGGAACAUUUGGACGAAAGAAAAAAAUUCGUGAAGCUGAAGCUGCACAAGGAAUCGUUCAAGAAGGAAAACAAGCAAUCGAUGGUAAUGAACAGCAUCCAGUUUUUGAUACAUCACCUGAAAGUUUUGUUCUUGCCGAUGGUGAAGAACGAUCAAUGAUUGAACCAGGAAUGAUUAAUAAUUAUGAUUACCAAGAAUUGAGAAAAAUAUUAAUCAAUUGGAUCAACGAUGAAUUGAGUGAUCAUCGAAUCAUUGUUAAAGAUUUGACCGAAGAUUUAUAUGAUGGUCAAAUUUUGGGCAAACUUGUUGAAAAAUUAAGUGGACAACAAUUGGCCGUCGUUGAAGUGACACAGAAUGAAGAUUUUCAACGUGCAAAACUUAAAAUGGUUCUUGAAACAGCUAAUCGUUUGCUUGGCCUAGACGGACAACGUGUCCGUUGGACUGAUAAAGGAAUUCAUAAUAAAAAUACGGUUGAAAUUAUUCAUUUAUUAGUUGCUUUGAUACGAUUUUAUCGUGCACCAAUUCGUCUGCCACCAAAUGUUCAAAUCAGUAUUUUGAUUAUUCAGAAACUACAAGGUACCCUACAUAAACGUGUUCAAACCGAAUCAUUGACUGAAGCAUAUGAUGAAUUAAGUAAACGUGCUGAACCAAGAGAUGCAUUUGACAUGAUUUUCGAUCAUACACCCGAAAAGGUUCAUUCAAUCAAACAAUCUGUUGCACAUUUCAUUAAUAUGCAUUUAAGUCGAUUGAAUAUUGAAUCAAGUCCACCGGAUGAUAUUGAUCCACAUUCAUUUAGUGAUGGUUUAAAUAUUGUCUUUUUAAUCGGCAUGCUUGAAGGUUAUUUUGUACCGCUUGGCAAUAUUUAUACAACUGCAUCGGUUGAUCCUAUUGCUGAAGCUGUUGGUACAAAAGAAACGGCUUUUAAAAGCCAUAAUUAUAUGGAAUCAUCACCACACCAUAAAUUACACAAUGUUAAUGUGGCAUUAGAAUUACUUGAAGAUGCUGGUAUAAAUUUGCGAAACAAAGUUCGUGCCGAAGAUAUUGUCAAUGCCGAUCUAAAAGCCACACUACGUGUAUUGUUUAUGAUUUUUUCCAAAUAUAAAAAUGUUCGUUAUUGAAUUGAUAAAUUUGCGAUAAA